Molecule: messenger RNA, 3625 nt
Organism: Porites lobata
Lineage: Eukaryota; Metazoa; Cnidaria; Anthozoa; Scleractinia; Poritidae
Source: the annotation of a GenBank genome assembly
CUUUUCAAGAUGGCGGCAUAGAAAGCGUCUUCCAGUUUGAAAAGAACAGUUUUUUGCCCUCUUCGGUUUGUUUUCAUAACACAGUAUUAUUUCAGGUGGAUAUAACUGAUCCAAAAUGCCAGAACAGGUUAGACAUAUCGAGUGGGAAGAGAUGGAUAAAAGAAAAUUUUAUUUCUUUGGUCCAACAUUGUUUCUUGGUAUUCGUGCUUUGCUUUAUCCGGCGAACUUAGUAAAAACCCGUCUCCAAGUACAACGGAAACACGCACUCUAUAAAGGAUCAUUCGACGCCUUCAAAAAAAUAGUGCGCUUUGAAGGCAUUCGAGGGCUCUAUAAAGGAUUUCUAGUGAGCAGUUUUGGUCUUUUGGCUGGACAAUGUUACAUCACUACUCUAGAAUUAGUUAAGACAAGAACAAAACAUUAUAACACAGCUCUUAGAGGGUUUUUGGCAGGGGGAAUUGCUUCAAUAGUGGGGCAAACUAUCACAGUUCCAGUAGACGUUAUUUCUCAGAAGCUUAUGGUACAAGGCCAGGGGGAUGCCACAGGUAAACUGAAAGGAGCCUCUGUCAUUAUACGUGAGGUCAUAAAGACUGGUGGGCCUUUGGGGCUUUAUAGAGGUUAUUUGAUCUCUCUGAUGACUUAUGGACCUAGCAGUGCCAUUUGGUGGUCCUCUUAUGGUGCAUAUACAGCAUUAGUCGGCAGUAUAGUAAUAUCAGGAACACCUCAUUUGUUGGUUUUGGCCACUGCUGGUUCAAUGGCUGGAUUUACGACUGCGACACUUACAAAUCCCUUGGAUAUUAUGAGAACACGAUUGCAGGUUUGUCAUUGCUUUAUUUGUCAUUAUACAAGAAAGUGAAAGGCUAAGGGGGUAAACUGAGGAACAAUGAUGGGUAGUUAUUGGAAGUGUAAAGUUGAGUGGGUUAUGCAUUGUGUCAUCUCCAAGACGUUUCUUCUCAAAUCACAUACUUAUUGCUAAUCACCACAAAAUCUCAAGCCCAGCAAGUCGUCUUUGCACCUCCUUAUCACUAUUAUGCUUGCACUGUCAACCCUGUGUGUCAGCCUGGAAGCAAAGUCAUAUCUGAUAGUCCAAGGCUAGUGGAUUUUGCAAAAAAAUACUGUUUUUAACUUGCUUGAUGGGCACGUGAUCUUUUUGGGGGAAUUACAUAAAUACUGUAACACAAAUUUUAAAAUGGGACUGAAAUGUUUUUCAAGCUUAUCUGAUGAGGUGAAAUCUGCAAAAACUAGUAUCUCAUUACAUUCCAUGCCAGACUAGACAAUAUAUGGUUGGCACAAUUCUAGUUUAACGCCAAGGCUGCUGCCUAAUGGUUGUCCAGUCACCAGAGGCUCCUAUGAUUGCUCGUGAGCGACUAAAACUUUAAACAAGGAGCCUUUACAGGUGACUAAAACUUAUGAUUCUCACGGCAACAGCCUCUAUGCCUGCUUCCACUUUUCUAGAAAUUUAAAACUCGAACGAAUCAAGUUUCGAGCAUCUGCUUACUUAUUUAGGUUUAUCGAUCAAUGGGCUCCUAGAAAUGUGGCUCGGGCUCCUAAAUUUUUAUUUUAGGAGCCUUAAGGUUUCCCAGAAAAUUUCGUAGGCAGCAGCCUUGAAAGGCAUUUAAAAAUACAUCAGAUGUAAGGCUCAUGUUGUAUAUCUCACUACAAUAAAUAAAGCAAGUUGUUAAUUAACAAGUGGUGUCAUCACACAACGCUUCUCCCCACAAAUGGCUGCUGAGAAUCAAACCACAUUCCUUUCCCGCCAUUUUCUGGAAGGUUUUUGCAUUGGGUUUGCAGUACGGUGACUCCUCUUUUAUCAGUGGCCCAUCAUGUGUGAAUGACAGAACAAUCAAAAUUGUCUCAUGAAAUCAAGCAAUCAAUAAGAGUAGUGUUGCCAUAGAUAAGCAGCAGCAGCAAGAAAGUCAAGCAAGUGUGAUGCACAACAUGAUGUGCUGAUAAAGUUGCUUGGUAUAGUUUCGGGAAGUCACUCAUUGAUAAUUUAUAAGAUUGCUUUUGUUUGAAAAACAAAAUAGGACCCGACUACGAUAACACCGCUCUAGUUGAUUGCUUGUUUUCAUGCAAUGAUUUUGAUUGUUCUGUCGUUCACACAUGGGGCACCCAUAAUAAGGAAAGCUGUGAUUGGAGGCGUCACUGUACCGCAAAUGAGGUGCGAACACCUUCAGAAAAUGAGAGCUGAAUAAUAAUUGGCUAAUCGUAAGAAACGAAUGUGAUUCGAUUCUCAGCAGCCGUUUGUGGGGAGGAGCAUUGCAUGGCAACACUAAAAACAGCUGUGUGGCCGACUAGUGUUACCAGUGUUUAAUUAAAAGUCCCACAAUCAUGUCAAUACACUUUGACUGAAAAUUGGUCAACCCCACGUGACUAUAAAAGAUGUCCAAGGUUUUGACCAUCUGUUUCCCUUAAAGUUCAUUACAUUAGUUUGGUUUUUGGUUUGAAUGCAGUACUGAUUCUGAAAAUUGUCAUCUUAAAAAUGCUUUUUAAAGGUUGGUGGUGGAAAAUCAACAUAUGUUAUACACAUGUUUCGCUCCUUACUUCAAGAAGAAGGACCAUUUGGACUGACUAAAGGAUUGUCGGCAAGAAUCAUUGCAAUGGUUCCAUCAAGUGUUGCCAUGGUACUGGGGUAUGAAACAGUCAAAAGACUUAGUUUGAAGUCAUCAGAUGUUGAUAUACAAGUGCAAGAAGAAGGUUAUUUAGAAGCAUCAUUUUGAAAUGUCAGCUGUACAGAAUUCACUUGAAGAGAUGUCAGGCUCUUUAGGAUAUGAAUAAUAAUAGUUAUUAGCUGUAAAUAUCAGUGUGCAGUUCUCCCAAUAUUACUAUCAAGCUGAGGGAAUACUGUAGAAUGAAACCUGUAUUACCUGUCACCUACUCCUUUAAUGACUUAUAGUGCGACAAUGAAAGCAACAAGAUUAUAGGGCAUCCAAAUGACAGAAGAAAAGCAUGGUCCAGUGCUAGGUGUCUGUUUUAAAAUAUAUGUCCAUCUUGUAAUAAGGUGUCAGUUGAAAGAGUUGGCUGUAUUUUAUCACACUUUUUUGUAUACUAUUUCUUUUUCGGUUUUAGCAAAGUUACGACAUGAAAUUGCCUUUUAUUUAUAUUUAAAGGAGGAUGUAACCAAGUGGCGACAAAAUAAUCAUUAUUUUAUCUCUCUUUCUGACCUGGAUAUGGUUACAUUUGAAAAAGUAAGUCGUGAUAAAGACUGACAGAACACAAACUGUUGCUUGUUAAUAGGUUUAACAGUUGUUUUCUAGUUAUUAGUCUAGAGUGUUUUACUUUUUAAUGUGUUAGAAUGAUAUCAUUGUUUAUUUAGACUGGGAUCACUGCUAGAAAGGAGCUCAUCAUGUCAGGUUUCCACUGUGUGAUAUUAGGGUGCUAACCUGUGAUGAAAAAAGUUGGCGGACAGCCGCUAAAGAAAAAGGGAAAAAGGGUCGCCUGAUCACAGGUUAAAAGGCUGCUAUAUUUGCUUGAAUAAACACUGCCACUAGAUAAGCUCCUUACUUUAGAGGAAAUAUAUUGAUAAGCCCUACCCCUAAAUAAGACCAAUAGAGUUGAUGGGACAAAAACAAAUGGAAAAAAAAAUGUAAAACCAUGUUAUUUGUGAAUGGGAUAAUUUAGAAAAGCA